Prorocentrum cordatum is the source of this 378-nucleotide messenger RNA. The record is from the annotation of a GenBank genome assembly. NCBI's taxonomy places the organism in Eukaryota, Dinophyceae, Prorocentrales, Prorocentraceae.
AUGUGGUCCGAGGGCGGAGUCACGCAGGGCUUUGAGUGCAUGCUGGGGGUGUACGGCGACGUCUGCGAGGAGGGGAUCAUUAGGGACGUCAAGGCAUUUGCGCUGCGUUCCGACCUUGGCAUCCACAUGUGCUUCUGCGCGAGCGAGGGCGCGGACGUCCUGUUGUCGGGGGGGUUGGUCUACAACCAGGAGCAGGGUGGUUCGUUCCAGCUCUGGCGCUGCGCUGCCGUUCGGCGCCACCAAACCGUCCCGGCUAUCCGCGGUGCCAGGUGCACCGGCGGUCCGCAACGGCCGCCGUCUCAAUUCGAGCUGCGAGUCUCAGGCAAUCGCGGUCAAGGACGGCGCGCGUUCUUCAGAGGGGACGAAGGAAGUCAUUAG